Messenger RNA from Micromonas commoda, 1476 nucleotides. RefSeq lists its product with no specific name. Bases 1 to 1476 code for a protein of 491 amino acids. Lineage: Eukaryota; Viridiplantae; Chlorophyta; Mamiellophyceae; Mamiellales; Mamiellaceae. The record is from RefSeq and is a predicted model, not a curated record. Gene Ontology annotation, molecular function: methyltransferase activity. The transcript has a single exon. Gene Ontology annotation, biological process: methylation.
AUGUCGUCGUCGCGAGACUCUCCCGUUAAGACGCCCAAGAGCAUCCUCUCGCGGCAAAACUCCUCUGCCAACCUCGGCGGUUCGGGCUCCCCCACGGACAUGCAGAUUGCGCUGCUGUCCCAGAAGGUCAAAGACGGCUCGAGAGGCAGCGUGCGCGUCGCGUGCGCCGUCCGCGCCGUCGGAGGAGGCAACAUCCUGCAGGAGCCCCUCGCGCCGUAUCUCGCGGGCGGCGAGGAGAUGCGCGCGCUCCUCGCCAACCGCGCCCGCCGCGAGGACGCCCGCGUGGUGGAGAACGUCGCCGUGCGGCACAGGGCCAUCGACGACGUCAUCCUCCGCCACUGCGCCCCGGAAGACGGCAUCCGGCAGGUGGUCAGCAUCAACGGUGGUCUCGACACCAGAGCCUACCGUCUCAACCUCCCGGACGUGGCUUGGUUCGACGUCGACCUCUUCGACGUCCUCGAACUGAAGAAGAAGAUGCUGGAGAAGGCCCCCGAGGCGUUGAAGCACUACGCGUCCCCACGGGUGGCGUCCGUCACGAACGUCGGCAUGGACGUCCUGUCCGACGCCCCGCGAUACCUCAAGCUCGAGCUGGAGAAGCACGGCGUGGAUUUCACCGCACCGGUGCUCUACGUCUUCGAGGCGUGUUUGUACAACUUCUCCGCCGCCGACGCCCGCGAGCUGACGCGAUCGCUGCCCAGAACGCGCGGGUCCGUGCUCGUGGGCACCCACCUCCAGCGCGGAAUGCUCCGGUGGGUGCGGGACCCGAGGCAUCAAGCCGACGCGCCGUACCUCGCCGAACUGGCUCACCACUGGAGGUCGUCCCUGGAGGACGUCGCGAAGGCGGGCGCGUUUCGCGGGUGGCGCGUGCGCAACGUCAAGUCCCUCACCUCGCACGCGCACGGAUACGGCUACCGCGUCCCGCCGAACCUGUGGAAAAAGGGCGAGGAGGUGGUGUUCGAGCUGCACCGCGGGCGAUGCCGGGCGUCGUCGCGGGAAAAGGCCGAAAAGGGUUUGUUCCGGUUGACGCGGUUCUGGCGCCGCCCGCAACCGCGGGGACCGCUCGGUCCCCCCGCGACGGCUUCGAGGCGCGACUCGCGCGGUCUGCGCACGCCGGACGCGCGCACGUCGGUGGGCGGUUGGAUCGGCGUCGCGGCGCGCGUCGGGGCGUUGACGCUCGCGGGUAUCGUCGGGCAUCGCCGCGGCGGCGACGUCGCGGUAUUCGCGGAGAAAACGGUCGAGCGAUGCGCGGCGGCGGCGCGGUUGGCAAAGUCGCGGUACGUCGACCCGUGCGCGGAGUUUGCGAUGGACACGUGCGUCAAAGGGUUGGGGGCGACGAGGAGAGGGGCGGCGAGGGCGCGCGAGGGCGUCGCGCACGUGCGCAGGACGCACGUCGACCCUCGGCUGCCGGAGAGAUACAGGUUGCCGAGAAAGGAUGCCGCGUCGGGCAAGGGCAAGAGACUGAAGAAGGGCUGGUGA